Molecule: messenger RNA, 3317 nt
Organism: Haliotis rubra (blacklip abalone)
Lineage: Eukaryota; Metazoa; Mollusca; Gastropoda; Lepetellida; Haliotidae
Product: glutamate receptor 2-like
Exons: 11
Coding region: 14-2590 (858 amino acids)
Biological process (GO): synaptic transmission, glutamatergic; modulation of chemical synaptic transmission
Cellular component (GO): postsynaptic membrane; plasma membrane
Molecular function (GO): glutamate-gated receptor activity; transmitter-gated monoatomic ion channel activity involved in regulation of postsynaptic membrane potential
Source: RefSeq, a predicted model, not a curated record
AUCUGAGAAAAAAAUGGAAUUUAAACGGAUUUUGGAGGAUUUGAUUAGGGUACUUCUGAUCGUUAGUGUGUGGUGUGUUCUACAGUCGGAUGGACGAUGCAAAAAGACAGCAAGCAAAAAGAAACUGCCGCUUACAAUAGGUGUGCUGGAACAGGAGACUUCGGGCUACACCGUUAAGAACAUGGAGUUCAGCGGAGAAGUCCAUCAGUGUUUCCAUGACCCCCACUUCGUGGUGCUCGGCGUCCAGAGAGACCUCCGUAUUAUCACAGAUGGGUGGACAGAUAUCGAGGAGGGGAUGAAGCAAGCUUUAACAAAACAAGCUGGGGAGUCAACCACCUUCAACCUCAUCAUCGGUCCAUUCUAUACCAACCUGGCCAUGAUCCUGGAGAAAAACCACAUCCCAUAUUUGGUCACCGACUACAAAGGUUUCAAAGACAUCGACAUGUCGCGCGUGCAGGACCGCACCGACUGGCGCACCCUGGUGGAGAUCCGCCCUCCAGCCCAGGAGCAGAACAUGGCGGUGGUCGACCUGUUCCAGAUAGAGAAGUGGGAGAGUGCUGUCAUGCUGAUGCCGAAAAACGAGGCGGACAACCAAGAGUGUCAGGACCUGGCACAGCAGAUGGUUGGACGAGGCAUCUCUGUCAUCCCCUACUCCAUCGACCCCAAAGAACCAAGGAAGAAGAUGAUUAAGCAAGCCAUGAGGAACUUCCAGCUCCUCAGCCAGAAGCAGGUGGUGAUGUGUAGUCCCAGAGAUGCCAAGGACGGACUGAUAGAGCAGCUCCUUAAAGUGGCCAAGCUUUACAACCUCUUAAUGGACGUUGAUCUGAAUUUCAUCUUCGUUGACUCGAGUUCAAACCUGGAACCACUAGCCGGAGCAGACCAGAUGUACCGCCUACGCCUGUUCUCUGCGCGUUGCAAGCUGUAUGCCUUCCGGUAUUUCCUCCCCCCUGAGAAAGGAGACGUAAAAGGUGAUGCCAACGUUGCGAUCGCCAAGGAUGCCGCCAGCGUCACCAAGGAUGCCUUAGCUGACUACCUGAAUAAGAUCAGGGAACCUACCGAUACAAUCAAACGGAAGAUACUUAUGAAGGCGUUAAAGGGGGUCCGACUUCAUGGAGAUACUGGCCUGAUUCGCUUCAUCGGGACAGGUCAGAGAGUGAACUACACGCUGUAUCUGUACAACCACGGGGGAGAGGACAUGUACAAGAAGGUUGGAGUAUGGAUUCCGUCCGGCAACAGCGCCGAACAAAGGCUCAACAUGACACAGGUUGACGACGAGAACGACGAGGAUUCCACCCAAUCUGGAAUUUUCCCUGAGCUUGUCAAGGUGGUGGUUGUGGAGGAGGAGCCCUUUGUGAUGCUGAAGUCCCCAAACUCCUCCAUGAACAACGAGGGGAACGACAGGUACGAAGGUUUCACCAUCGAUCUGCUGAAGGAACUGAAAAAGGACCUCAAGUUCAACUUUGAAAUCUACGUCAGUCCUAAAAACGCUUACGGUGUGAAAAACAUGACUUCAGGGAUUUGGGACGGAAUGGUUGGUGAGAUCAUUGCUAAGAAUGCUACCCUUGCUAUGGGUGCCAUAUCCAUCACCUCCCAAAGAGAGACCGACAUCGACUUCUCUCAAGGCAUCAUCAGUACCGGCAUAAACAUCCUCAUAUACAAACCCCAGGAAGAAUACAACAUCUUCCAGUUCCUCUUCCCCUUUUCUCUCUACCUCUGGCUGGCCAUCAUCGGGGCAUCCAUCUUUGUCUCCUUUGUCCUGUUCCUCCUUGACUACACGAACCCAGAACGGAAGUUCACUGCCAAAGAGACUCUAUGGUAUGCUGUAGGAACGCUUCUCAAGCGAGGAACAGACUUCUCUCCUAAGCCAGUAUCUCAGCGUAUCCUGUCUGCGGGUUUCACCUUCUUCGUCCUCAUCACCGUCUCCAGUUACACCGCCAACAUGGCAGCCUUCCUCACAACAAAAAGCCUGGAGAAAACCAUCAGCUCCUUCGAAGACCUCACCGAGAGUGAGCAACCAAUAUGUACUGUGGACAAAUCAGCGACCAUGAAGUUCUUCGAGAAGGGACACAGCCUUACCUACAAGCGGAUCUGGGACGUGAUUGUAGCUGGGGAUGGACUAGUUCCUAACGCGUCAGCUGGCCGGGAAAGAGUGAUGGAUAAAAAGUGUGCAUUUAUUUUUGACUUCUUGAUAAACGAGUAUUCUGAGUAUAAAAAAUGUUGUACGAAGGCUGUGGCUGUUCCUAUCCUGAUGCAGGAACAUGGUAUUGGCAUGGCGCAAGGAGCUCCCUUCAAAACCAAGCUGAACAUAGCUCUUCUCAAUUUGAAGGAACGUGGACAGAUCAACCAACUGAAAAAGAAGUGGUGGGACGACAAGCGGCAGUGCAACGUUGCCAGCGACCGCGCCAACCGUGCCCAGUUUGGACUCACUGAAACCGCAGGAGUGUUCAUCCUUGCGCUUUUUGGACUCGUCUUCUCUGUGGCAUUCUUCCUUUUCAAGAAAUUCUAUUUGAGACGAAAAAUGAAGAAGCAGGCCCUGAAAGCCGAGAAGGAAAAGGAAUUACUCUGCAAGGGGUCGCCAUCAUCCGUGUGACCUUCACCUUGACGCACACUGUUCUUGCUCUCACCAAAGACUGUCUUCAUCCCAGUCAUAACCCGCUUACGUUUGAUUAUAUAAAUUAUAAUUUUGAGUCAUCUCUCCAUCACAUCGUCAAGCAACAACCGCCCUAUUAGUAAUUAAAAUGCAAAUGUUGCGUACCUUGUAGAUAUUGUGGUAAAGAUCAUUGUAAAAUCUUUAAACUGCUCCAAAGUGGGGGUAGGUUGACCUCCAAACCAAUUCUUGCUUCAGGAGAGAUAUUCGAUGUCCUUUGGCUUGUCAAAAAAUCCUUGUCUUGAUUAGUACCUAACACGCAGAGGCUCACGGUGGUAAACUGUUACCCCAGGCCACUGACACUUCGUAUUAUCAAUGGAAUAUUGUUCAUAUCGGAGCUAAACCCAACCCAAGAGAGACCAUAUGUAAUCAUGAUGAAAACAUUUCGUGUGUAUACCUGUAUGAAGCCUACAUUUGUAAAAAAAACAUAUUUGUCUAUGUUUUUCAUAAUUGCUAUUUUAGUCUUUCUUUCAAAACAACUUUGUGAACAUUUAAGAAAGAAAUUCUUAGUUUUGUGUGUUCUGUUCAAUUUGUAUUACAAUAUACUGUAGCAUUUUCCAGAUAUACGAUAUCCCAGUUUACGUGUGAUACAUAUUCUUGAUAAGAUUGUCAAACUUCAGUAUAAGUGGUUUAAAUACAAAUUCAUAAAUAAAAGCAAAAUUUCUCUUUG